CGUCAUUAGACAUCAUGAACGUGCAUACGUGUUCUAUAUUAUUGUACUGGGCUGUUGUAAUUGUGAAAGGCGAUUAUUGUGAUUGCAAACUAAGUGUCGGUCGGCAACAGUCGUCUCACAAUUAUUUGCCUGAGAGACUGGAUUCUCAAGAGAAGUUAUUGGACAGUUUAGAGAAACGCCAUCAACGACUACAAGAUGAGAAUGCGUUAAAACUGCAGAGGUUAGGUUCGUCUAAAUCUACUGCAGAGGGUCUUACGGAGACUGUUUAUUAUAAACUAUCCGAUACAUGUCCCGAAGGGUUUCUCCGCUGCUUGGAAUCUAGCGAAUGCAUCCAUGGUCUUCAGGGCUGUGACGGUGUAAUAGAUUGCCUUGAUGGAUCGGACGAAGAUCCAUACAUUUGCAUAAAUCCUUGGAAAUUAGGAUUCAAGAGUCAGUGCAUUGUUCCUACGGGUCAAACAUUCUUUCCCGAUGGCAGUGCUGUGCAUUUGUUAGUGGAUGUUACGAAGGUUAUUGAGGCAGAAUGGCUCCCACAAGCUGUUAAGCUAGAGGGAUCAAUACAAUAUGUUUUCAAUGAAACAGACGGCAUUCAAAAAAGUGGCGCGUUGAAACUAUCUUCAACAUAUUUUACCGCAAGUGGUAUAUUUUACACCAUGGGGAUUGAUGACGAAUACGAUAUAAAACUUGUUGGGAAGACGGCAUACUUUCUUGGAUCAUUUAGAAGUUAUGUGAGCAUAUACGAUGGAGUCAAAUAUGAGAAUCUUUGUGGCGGAUGUUAUUUUAAUUCUGUAAAUGCAAAGACCUAA
Owenia fusiformis is the source of this 803-nucleotide messenger RNA. Lineage: Eukaryota; Metazoa; Annelida; Polychaeta; Sabellida; Oweniidae. The record is from the annotation of a GenBank genome assembly.